GAAUUCCGCAACGUCCAGGGCCUGUCACCCUCGAGGUGGUCCGUCAUGGACAACAAGACCCUGACGUGGCAGACCCAGAGCAUGGAGACCCCAGGGCAUUCGAAUGUUCUUGUCGCGAGAGGUGAAGACGGAGGAGCAGGAUGAGUAGUAGAAGGCCUAGACACCCGACGUUGCGAGCGAAGUCACGGCCAGACUGUGUCCGUGCGGGAGUCACUGAUCCAGAUCGAUAUGGGAGGAUCUCUGGUUCGGAUGCGCGGCGAAAGCCGCCCUGCGUGUUUGCACCAGGGGGGGUCCUACAUAAUAGCGGAUGCUGUGAGGAUUUCGUGAAAGUGUGCCGCCGAUGUUGGUGGUCGGCUUGGUUACAAGGUUCCCUGUUCGCGGUGUCGGGCUCCAGCGCGCGCAUUGUGUGCAGGGAGUGAAUCAAGUGGGCGGGAGGCCCAGAAGAGCCAGGCGCAUCUAAUGAUUUUGCUUCGAUCGAUUCCCACCCGAGGACGCGAGAUGGGACCCCAGGGGAGCAGCGGCCCACUUGGGGCCUGGCGGCGGCAGCAUGCAGUCGUCAUUCGUCGAAGAUGCGAGGCGGGGUCCCCAGGGAGCACAGGCACACUUUUGGCCUGCCGACCGCGGCAUGCAGUGUGUGCGUGGCGGGUCGGGAGUUCUCUUCGUCAACCCGACAGCCCCAGCCUGUUGGGUGGGGCGUGAUCUCAAUCGUCGAUUCUCGUCCCUCCGCCUCCUCCUCGAAGGCGGAGGAGGAGGAGGAGGAGGGUCCUGGCGAUCUCUUCCCUGCAGCCGCGGAUCAUGGAGAUCGUCGGCGCCGCCCACGAGGAGCUCGGCAACAACGUCUCCGAGGUGCCCAUCCGCGUCAAGGUCGAGGGCGAGGACUGCACGGACCUCGGCCUCGUGGAUCUGCCCGGCUUCCGGUCCUACGCGAAGGACGCCGCGAUGCAGGCGCUCAGCCUGAAGAUCGACCAGCUCGUGCUGAAGUUCAUGCAGGACGAGAACAACGUCAUGCUGUGCGUCGAGGAGGCGGGCGACGCCGCGGGCUUCGCCACGCUGGGCAAGUGCAAGCAGGUCGACCCCUCCUACCGCAGGACCAUCCUGGUGCGAAACAAGCUGGACAAGUACUAUGGUGAUCUGACGACCGAGAACAUCAACAAGUGGCUGGAGGGCUUCGGCGACCUCCCCAGCAGCCUGGCCAGCGGGCAGCGUAAUGGAGGCAAUGUGGCAGUGGCAUCUCUCACGAGGCAGAUGCGAGAGCUUCAGAUCAAGUGCGACAAGCUGGCAGGCCAUGCAGGUCGCGGCCCAGAAGGGGCGGGGCAGCUUCGCAAGGAGCUGGUCGACGCACUUCCGUCCACGGUUGCUGCGCCCCCUCUUCAGUUGGACACGGCAGACGAUUUGGCAGAAGGUUCUGAAGAACAAGCCAAGCUCACUGCCCUGUUCGGCUCCGGUGGGUUCAAGAUGUACCAAGCGGCGAUGGCCAGGAAAGCUCAGAAGGCAGUUCCUGUGGCCAGCCCAUUUUCUCCCGAUGGUAACGGUCAACCCUUCGUCAACCCCGUCGGCGCCAUGGCCCUCGGCAAGGGCAAGGGCAAGGAGGUGUCUGCUGGCUUCCAACCGCACGGAGCUGGCGGCGCAGGCGCUCGACGCCAGGCCGUCGGUGGAGGCGAAGGCGCUGAUGAUGAGAUCAUGCACGACCCGAUCACUCUCAGCGAUGAGGGGAUGGAGCAGAUCUUCUUCGCGGCGCAGAGGUCCGACAAGCGGGCCUGGAGUGGGCAGCUCGCGGCCUUGCUUGCCGAGCGCCCCCUUGCCGCGUCAGCCCUGUUGCUUUCGGCCGCCAUGGAGCCGGGUGUCCCCAGGAGCGGCAGGGGGUUCCUGCACGUUGUGGUGUACGGUGCCAGGGCGCUGCGCGCCGCGGACUUCCACAUGCUGAGGAAGUCCUCCAGCGACCCCUAUUGCGUGGUGAAGGUCGGCGAGAGCAGCAUGCGGACCCGGACGAUCCGAGAGGACUUGAACCCCAGGUGGGAACAGGCCUUCAGCUUCCAGAUCGGCAAUUACCUGUCAUGGCCCGUCCUGAUCUUGCUGGGAGAGUUCGGGGCGGCUGCCCAGUGCCACCAGAGAAUGCCCAGGCUCCUUUCAGUCAGUGUCAUGGACGAAGACCAGUGGACCAAGGACGACCCGCUGGGCUGUUGUGACGUGUCUCUCGCAGAAGUGUUUGGGAAUCCUGGGAAGUGGAUCGCGAGCGAUGUGGCACUGCAGCAGUCAGCCAAGCGGAAGGACAAUUGUGGGAAUGUCUCGAUUUCUCUCUUCUGGCAGCCAGUCUUCCUGGCCCGAUAUACUCGGAGCAUCAUUGCCACCAGUGGUUUCGCGGUUGCCUUCGCGCUCUUAGGCAUCGGAAGCUUCUGCCGAUGGCAGCCCGGCGGACAUGGCCAGCCACUGCACGAGCCAGGCGUGCAAGCCGCGUGCGUUCUCGCUGCUCUGCUGAGCCUGCUCGCCACCAUCGUGCAGUUCAUGGUCGCUCACAUGACAUCUGGGGUGGAGCUGGACAAGCUCGCUGGUACCAAUGGCGCGGCGCUUGGGCUGUCCACUGCGUUGGGAGGGACCCAGGCGAGCUCGAAUGUGACUGAGCCCGGCAAUGCUGCGCUGCUUGUGAAGCUCAAGCCGGCGAAGCUCACCUCGUACGAUGUGUCCGUGUUUCCGAACACGGAUUUCCUCCAGCAGCUCCACCUGCCCGUGAUCAUCGUGGCGCGGCUGGUGCCGAUCGGGGUCAUGGCCCUGGUCGCGCUGGCCCUGGCGCUGCAGGCCUUUGGAUCGUCGCUGUUCCUGCAGCCCGGGGCGCCCUACGCUGCGGAGCUCAAGAGGCAGCUAUCCGAGCACGAGUACCGCGGCUUGCCCAGCGCCGGCCGCACCUUGUCUGGUGUGCGCUUCCAGGUAGACUCUCUGGGCGUACUCUACCGGCCCCCCCCGGACAUCCGGGCUGAUCCCCAGAAGCCGUCCGGGGAGUCAACUCUGCAGGGCGGUGCGCGCUCCGCCUCUCGCGAUCUGCGCUGGUGGCAGGUGGAGGAUCUCAAGCCGAGCCUCGCGCAGGCGGUGUCCCUCCCGCACUGGGCGGGCGCCGCCGCGCCGAAGCCCUUCGGGCAGAUGCGGCAGGAGUGCGCCGACACCGACGUCAAGACGCUCCAGGCGAAGGGGGCCUCGCAGAAGUACAUGGCCUCGAUCGGGUUCCAGAACUUCAGGCAGUUCAUGGAGGUGAAGAUCCAGCAGCUCUUCGCCGACGCGUUGCAGCCGCUGCUCUCGCGGCUGAACUCGAUGAAGGAAGACACCAUGGAGAAACUGUCCUUGAACGCCAAGGAGUCUGAAACGAUAUGUGAAGACAACAUAUUGCACGCCACGCGGUCUGCGGGAAUUUCCUUCGCACAGAGCUUCAACUUUCUCAUGGAAGGCAGGCUGUCGUCAGAGAAGAACCGGAUCAAACUGGAAGACGAGCUGAAAGCUUUCCAUGCUGAGAUCUUGAGCAAAGGCACCCUCAAGAUCGAGGAGAUCAUCCCAGACAUGGACCAGUUCGGAACUUUGGACGCCUACGUCAACUACCUGCGCGACGACGUAAAGGUCCCUGGCAUGGACAUUGAGUUGAACGGAGGCGCGCAGUUCAAAAGACUCAUGUACGAGGUGGAAGUGUUCGCCCGUUUUGCUGGCCUCGGCCAGAAGUUCACGCCUACCGACGUGAUCCAGGCACGCGGUUCUGGCAUGAGCCAGCCGUCCUGGUACGGAGUCAUCAACACGUUAAUGAUGAAGAACGCCCCGACCAGGAUGCAGGAGAAGACGAAAUACGUCGGCGAGCGCCUGAAAUGGUUCUUUACGCAGCAGAAGGAUGCCACCGUGGAGUUCAUGCUAACGGUCAUGGGCUCCCCCGAGGAGCAUCUGUUCUCCAAGCUCAUCACCGAGCAUGCGAAGGUGCUCAUGCGAAACGACACCAUGAAGGCAUGCGUUUACAAGGCUUACGACGCCGCCUGCGAGAGCCACCGGGUGGAGUUCAUGCAGAUGUGGGUCGACUACAUGAACAGCAUGUUCCAGGCACCUCUGACCUUGCUGAAGUCUGGCACCAUGCCUCCUCUGGGAGACGACUACGAGGAAACCGCCCCCACCUUCGAGUCCACCAAGCAGCGCAUCAUUGAGGAGCGCCAGGGGCGCGGCAAGAUGCAGAGGGAGCUUCAGGAGGAGAUCAAGACGAUUCCCGAAGACGACUCCCGUGCAAACGAGUCCGUCCAGAUGGUGCAGAAGAUUAUCGAGAAGACGUUCCGUGCUAUCAGAUGCGUAGUUGCCGACCAGAUGCAGCUCUAUUCUGAGUCUUUCUUCUUGAUGCCCAUGCUGCGCCGUCUCGAGGGCGUGAUGGCUGCCAUCGAGCUCGAGGAGGACGACGCGGCUCGGUAUAGAAUGCGCAAGACCAUCCUCGUCGAAGAAAAGAAGAAGUUUACUGGGCUGGAGGGAGACCUGCAAUACUGCACCGACCAGAUCCAGAAGUUCAAGGUCAUCUACGGCGGGGGCCAGUGA
Prorocentrum cordatum is the source of this 4542-nucleotide messenger RNA. The record is from the annotation of a GenBank genome assembly. Lineage: Eukaryota; Dinophyceae; Prorocentrales; Prorocentraceae.